AAGCCGCCAUUAUGAGUACAUUGAGACUUCAAAAGCGGCUGGCCUCCAGCCUGCUGAAAUGUGGUAAAAAGAAAAUCUGGCUGGACCCCAACGAGAGCAACGAGAUUGCAAACGCUAACUCACGUCAGAAUAUUCGCAAACUCAUUAAAGAUGGUCUCAUUAUCAAGAAGCCAACUGUAAUCCACAGCCGUGCUAGGGUACGCAUUGCUGAUGAAGCCAGRCGAAAGGGCCGACAYAGUGGUCAUGGUAAGAGAAAAGGUACUGCCAAUGCUCGUAUGCCACAGAAAAUUAUCUGGAUUCGACGUAUGCGAGUAUUGCGACGACUUCUUCGCAAGUACCGGGAGGCAAAGAAGAUCGACAACCACAUGUACCACAUUCURUACAUGAAGGCUAAAGGUAACGUGUUCAAGAACAAGAGAGUCUUGAUGGAGUACAUACACAAGAAGAAGGCWGAGAAACAACGUUCUAAACUUCUUAG
Molecule: messenger RNA, 478 nt
Organism: Exaiptasia diaphana
Lineage: Eukaryota; Metazoa; Cnidaria; Anthozoa; Actiniaria; Aiptasiidae
Product: 60S ribosomal protein L19
Biological process (GO): translation
Cellular component (GO): ribosome; cytosolic large ribosomal subunit
Molecular function (GO): RNA binding; structural constituent of ribosome
Source: RefSeq, a predicted model, not a curated record